AACUCCUAUAAAUGAGUGGUACGUCUUCCUGCAUUUUCCAAGUUAUCAUAGUGUUUGCUUGAUGGUUUCAAUGGAGUUUCGUUUCGUUGCAACCCUAGCUUUACUCUCUGUGGUGGUGAUAGGAAGUAAUGCUGCUCUACCUGCUGAGGAGUAUUGGCAUUCGAAGUUGCCAAACACUCCUAUCCCACAAGAUCUUCUAAAUCUUCUGCAGCCUGGUGGCAAAGAUAAAAAUACCUUUUGGGAUAUGGGCUUGAAGCAGUCCGAAUAUGGUGUGGAUGAUAGGAGGGAAAAAUAUGGAAAAAGAUAUGAGAAUGCUUUUGAGGAAGGUGUGGACGAUAGGAGAGAAAAAUAUGGAAAAAGAUAUGAGAAUGCUUUUGAGGAAGGUGCAGAUGAUAGAAGAGAAAAAUAUGGAAAAAGAUAUGAGAAUGCUUUUGAGGAAGCUGUGGAUGAUAGGAGGGAAAAAUAUGGAAAAAGAUAUGAAAAUGCAUUUGAGGAAGCUGCAGAUGAUAGAAGAGAAAAAUAUGGAAAAAGAUAUGAGAAUGCUUUUGAGGAAGGUGCAGAUGAUAGAAGAGAAAAAUAUGGAAAAAGAUAUGAAAAUGCAUUUGAGGAAGCUGUGGAUGAUAGGAGGGAAAAAUAUGGAAAAAGAUAUGAAGAAAAAUUUCAUAAACAUAAUCUCCCUAAUUCAACUGUGUUUUUUGUUUAUAAUGAUCUCCAUAUCAACCGAAAAAUGAAACUUCAUAUAACUAAAUCAACAAACAAAGCUAGAAUCUUAUCUCGUCAAGUUGCUAAUUCCAUACCUUUUUCAACUGAUAAAUUUUCAGAAAUUUUAAAGUGUUUCUCUGUAAAACCUGAAUCACAACAAGCCAAAGUCAUAAAACAAACUAUAGAAGAUUGUGAAUCACCAGGCAUUAAAGGAGAAGAUAGGUAUUGUGCCACUUCUUUAGAGUCUUUAGUCGAUUUCAGUGUUAAACAUGUUGGGAAUAAAACUCAAGUCCUUUUCAACGAGAUAGAUAAACCGAAAAAAGAGCAAGAGUAUACGAUCAUGGAUGUCAAAUUUAUUGGAGAAAAUCAUAUAGUGUGUCACAAGCAGAAAUAUCCAUAUGCUGUGUAUUAUUGCCACGCACUCAAUGGCACUAAAGUUUACACCGCUUCGGUGGUGGGUGCUGAUGGUACUAAGGCUAAAGCAGUAGCUGUUUGCCAUUUUGAUACCUCUUCUUGGAAUCCAGGACACUUGGCCUUCUUGCUCCUCAACAUGAAGCCAGGGGAAGGAACUGUCUGUCACUUUAUCAGAAGUGAUACACUUGUUGUGGUCUCUAAUAACUAAAUUAGAGUUUAAGCAUACUCUGUAGUUGUACUUGUAACUGUGCUACUUUUCUCAAUAAUGCACUCUUUUUAAGUGGCAAUCUCUGUUAAUCUAUAUGCAAGGUUAGUGCUAUGUCGUAUAACGAAAUGCUGUGGUUAUAUUUC
Molecule: messenger RNA, 1467 nt
Organism: Jatropha curcas
Lineage: Eukaryota; Viridiplantae; Streptophyta; Magnoliopsida; Malpighiales; Euphorbiaceae
Source: RefSeq, a predicted model, not a curated record